AUGGCUGCGAUCUGUGCUGUGUGCUAUGACUCAUUGACUCUAGGAUUGCGCGACACGGGUAAACGUCCGGUGUGUGCCGUUGGAUGCGGACAUGUGUUCCAUUUGGACUGCAUCAUGCGAUGGCUUCAAGAGCGACCAGCAGGGACAUGUCCACAGUGCAUGACCCGAUUAUCAGAAAGAAAUUUGCAGCGUUUGUUGGUCGAAACUGAAGACUGUUCUACUCGGCGUAGUUCGGGUCGAGUUUCUACUGCCGGAGGCCAGGCAGUCUCGGGAGCUGUGCAACAAAAUGAAGAAACGGCUGACCUCAAGGCCUGGAUGGCGCGGUGCGUCACGUUAGAGAAGAAAAAUAAGGAACUUGAAGAUGAGUGUCAGGCACUGCGUUUUGCGCUUGAAGAUGGUUCUCAGGAUCACGCUCAUGGAUUCAAUAAUGGAUUUUUUUCUGAGCUGCUUCGUCGUCCUCUGAAUGCUCCCGCUAACCAUCCACGGGAAGCUGCACGACAUCAUGCCCCGGCGCCUGAACGCGAACUCCGACAUCCUUUUUUCCAUCCUGACUUUCCCACUCGACAUGGAAGAAAUCCUCCGCGGUCUAACCCGGCCCGUGCUCUUGGCUCUAUGGCAACGAUGGCCGAUCCUUUCUUUGAGCAUCUGAAUAUGAAUCACGAUUGGGAUGACGCUAACUUUCUGUCGCUGAGAGACAUGCUUCAUGACCCUCUGUGA
Messenger RNA from Notodromas monacha, 717 nucleotides. Lineage: Eukaryota; Metazoa; Arthropoda; Ostracoda; Podocopida; Cyprididae. The record is from the annotation of a GenBank genome assembly.